UACAUCCCAACGCUUCGAUUUUUCAGCGCUAUCACCUUUCGCAAACAUUACAUACAAACGAACAACUCUGUAAAAGGCCUUCGAAAUGCAAGCUGAUCAUCCGCAAGCCGCCCUCGAAGAUUUCCAGGCGGGUAUCUUCUCCAAGGAUCCUGUUGAAUACAAUGCUGCUAUCAACCUUUACGUCGAGCCUCAAGCGAGCUAUUGCUCGAGCUUGAUCUCGACACACGGAGCUUCGAGGAUCAAGAAUAUUGUCGCCCUCGAGAAACUGUUCGUUAGGUCUAUCAAGGUGGACAAGAGGCCCACAUCGAGAUCUCCUGGAGGAGGUUCCAAAUGGGAUGACAACUCGCAAGUCUAUUUCGUCCCGACGUUGACGACGUACGGACCCCCUUUCGCCUUGCCUCUCGUCGACGUCUCCUUCACUUUCCCUACUUCGCUCACUCUACACUUGAACAUGAAUGAAGAUGACGAUUUCGAGAGUGUCGGUCAAGAUGAGGCGAGGACCAGGUCGGAGAUUGCGUCGUCAGGAGGCGAGGAAAAUCAGAAGACGUUCGUUAUCACCAAGUGGGAAGAAAAGGGGCCGCUAGAUGCGGUCAUCGGAUUUGGAGGCAAGACCGUCAACAAGCUACACCGCUCGUUCUUGCGACCUAUGACCACCCUGAUCAUCCUUCUCCUGGCUGGCACUCGACACUUUGUUCACACUCACCCUUUGUCGGACGGAAUCUUCAAAUUUAUCAUCGCCGCCAUCGUUACGUUUGUGAUCGAGGCGAGGGAUAUCAUCUUGGCCGAGCUCAGUUCGAAACAUCCUCAGAUGGUCUACCAUACCGACACCUACUCCAAGAGCGUCAAGAGAUCUGCGCACUCGGCUCAAUCUUCCGUCUCGAGUGCCUACAACAACCUGACCACCGCCUUACCUCAAAGCCCAGCCUCGUCCAUCAAGAACAGGACCGCGGGUCGAGCUCCUUUCCAACCCUCUUCGUCUACCCCAGCCACGACCUCGGCGUCGACCGUCCACGCUACCGGAGCGGCCGUACAGAAACCGCACAAUCUGGCCGUUCAGGAUCAUGCGUCUUUCGCAGAGGUCGUCAAGGAGGGCGACGCAGGCAAGCAGGACGGACACGCAGACAAAAGGUUGAAUGACAAGAAGAUGGGGGACGAGCCUCACAGAUCGAUGGCGUCUGCAACCGCGGGUAUGGCCGAGGGGGCGAACGACGGGGAAGGGCACCCUUCUUACGCUCAAGUGGUCGUUGAAGGAGACGAGGAGCAUCAUCACGAUCACCCUGCUUCAACUCGGGCCGAACAUCACCAUGCGCCGCCAUCCCAAGAGAGCGCUCAAGAUCAUGGAGAGCAUGCCUCUUACGCUGAAGUCGCGGCCGAGGGAGUGGUCGACCACGACAACUGAACAGUCGACUAAUGUUGACAUCCUCGCCAGUACCCCAAUGGACUCUUUUAUCUUCUCAAGCACACUCUUCUUCAGCUUCAAAUAGAUGCGUGACCGUUACCACGACCGUGAAUAUUGUAUGAUGAACCGGAAAAUGUCACAUUGCUAUAUCUGAGCAAACGUGU
This is a messenger RNA of Filobasidium floriforme, 1563 nucleotides long. RefSeq lists its product as uncharacterized. NCBI's taxonomy places the organism in Eukaryota, Fungi, Basidiomycota, Tremellomycetes, Filobasidiales, Filobasidiaceae. The transcript has 7 exons. Bases 86 to 1399 code for a protein of 437 amino acids. The record is from RefSeq and is a predicted model, not a curated record.